AUUUUAGAUGAAGUUACAUUACUCUUCGUGGGAGAUAUUUCCUUCUCUGAGCCCAUCAAAUACUAUGUUGACCACAAGUACCAUACGUACAAUGAUACUUUCAAUGACGUGGCUCCUUUCAUCAGAGAGGCGGACAUUUCAGUGGGUAAUUUGGAGUCGCCAUUUGCCAACCAAUAUGCUCUUACUCACCUUUACCGAGGGAGAAAAACAGUUUUGCUAUAUGCCAUUCCUAAAGCUGCAUCAGCGCUCAGGUGAUGGCCUUAUUUUCACUAUUGCUUAAGUAGUGUUCAUCACUGCGAAAAUCGCCUUCAUAUUCACAGUAUCGAUUCUUUUCAUACCUUUUACGACAAUCUCGAGAUGAGCAACAGCGUGAAGAAAUGAUUCUAUGUACAAAAUAAAAUUUGAAUCUAAGAUUGAGCUGAGAUCAUAAUCGCAAGGUUUGCAUUACAUCAGUUAAAAAAUAAAACAAAAGAAACGACAUCAAAAUAUUUAGAAACAAACAAACAGGCGCAAAUACAUUGAUUCCGCCCGCCUAUUGCUUGUCUUGAAGUGAAUCUGAUCAAUACUUAUUGAGUAAAUCCUAACCUGAAUAUUAAGAAAAUAUAAUAAAAAAUUUCAUCAAUACGAUAAAAGAAUUUCAUAACAAGGAAGAAUAUGAAGGUAACUUGCCAAAUAUUUUUUUAGCACCGUUUUCAGCCAUCUCAGAAGUGAGGACCUGGUCUGAAUUAUUUGUUUGCAAUGAGAAGUUUUCAAGCCUAGUAGCAGGGUAUAUAUUGCACAUACCCGAUAGUUAUACUCUUGUAUCCUCCAAGCAGGUUUGCAGGAUUUGAUGCCGUGACUAUUGCCAACAAUCACUUGAACGAUUUAGGUGGUGUAGGAGCCAAUUUCACCACUGAAGUCCUGGAAAAGACGGGUAUAAAGUAUUUUGGAAUAAGUUUCGGAAAAUAUGAUUCCUCUCAGGUAUAGUAACGAAUUGUUUUAAAUCCCAUUUUCCUGGAAACGAGAUGAAAGAAUAUUUAGGUAAAGCAUGGAGAUUUAAUCUCAAACCAAUACAACUAUUUUAUUUGAAAAUAAACGUGUUUAACACUUUAGACAUCUUAGUUAAGCUUUCAACGUUGUAUUAAUAUCGUGUGACCUGGAUAUUUUUAAUAAACGAAUGGAUUACAGCGAGGUAGCUGCAAAUCUUUUCAACGAGAAGUAUACUGUGUAACCAUCACAGUUAACAAUUAUUCACCCGACAGGGUUGAGGAAGGUGUCAUAACUAUCGGUCGGCUUAACGGGCGAUUCACAAUUUAUCAAUUUAGACAGGUGUACUGUAGCUUAGUUGCAACAUUUGGGUACUAGGGCUAGUCUACAUUGAGUCUAGGGAUCCCUGAGGUUGGUGAGGUUAACUGCUUAGCCGUGCUUAAAAAAAAUAGACCAUGUUUACCAUGUUUACAUACAAUCUUACAAUCACGGGAUCCCGGGGUAAAGUUCCGACAGGUUGUUAGCGUACUUGCAAAUGUAACGUGAACGCAACCUUGGCUAGGCGGGUUACCCCAUCUUGAGACGUUUAUAGGAAAAAUUGUGAAUGCCUAUUUCAGGGUUACCUUCCACGGCACACCGGGUAACCCGGCUAGCAGGUUUCUCCAGUUAUUAUAUAAUUAUGAUCAAGAUAAAUUAAGAGGUUAUAUAUAUAUGAACAGGCGUGUUAUCUGACCUACCCGGGGUACUCCACCUCAAUAUAAACAAGCCCAUAUUAAAUUCCAUACAGCAGUAUCUUCCGCUGUUAACUUUGCAUUUACUCCAGCUAGAUCUUAACAGACUUAAUAUACCAAUAUUUUUGAUGUCAUGUUUUAGGAACCUCUCAUUAUUAAAAGAGACAGAAUCACAAUGGCAUUCCUCGGUUAUUGUGUAACGCGCUCCGCAAAGAAAAACUGCAGCGAAAUAAGGAAGUUGUUUAACUCGGGUCCUGCCAUUUAUGAAGAUGAUAUCGCUACUAGAGACAUCAGGAGGCUAAAGAAGGUUUAACUCAAGUUUAAUAUCUUUAUGAUUAUCAGGGCGGUUUUUAAUUGAGUGUCGAAACUGAUCCAGGAUUACUUUGAUUUUGCUUUACUUCGCUUUGUGAUUGGUCCAGAAAAUUGGCGCCUCCUUUUAACUAACGAGAUCAACUUAAACCACCCAUGAUUUGGUUACCAGCGUUUACCUACAUUUCAUGCAGGUUGCCUGUUUAUACUUUGUGUUCUCAUUGGGUAAUGAUGAUGUUUACUAUCGCUCAUAUUGGCUGUUGUGAUACCUUUGGUUUUAGUUAUCCGAAACUCAACUGAAAACUACACUAACUGGGAGGAAAAAAAAUUUUUAUUCAUCUUUUUAUACGCAGAAGGGAAAAGGCUUAGAAUUGUGAACUACAUAAUUUUCUUCUUAAGCCAACUUAAAAUAGCAUCUAGGUAAAGAAUGAAUUGUUAUUCAAACUGAGAAAAACUCCAACAAGAAGAAAAUGCCAUCUUCUGCGUCCUAGAACCUGCGCCCAUAGUUAUUAGUUGGACGUUGUUAUAACCUGGCCGAACUAAGGAAGCCAUGUAUUGGGAUCUUUGGUGGGCUUGCAAAUUUAACCUGUGCGGCUAAAACCAUAGUAAUAAUGAUGAUAUCGACAUUCCACGAGGUAGCUUUCUUGUCCACUGUUUCGUUGUCGAAUUGGAAUUCAGAAUGUUGAUAUUGUGGAAGAAGGAAAACCGAAGGACCUGGAGAAAAACCCUCGGUUCGGGGACAGAACCAACGAGAAACUCAAGUCAGAUAUUACUUCCUUAUUAAUGCUGCGCCAUCCCUGCUCCCGAAACAAUUUAUUUAUCAUCUACUUCGAGUUUUAACUUGAUUUCUAUGCAUUUCAUAUCAUCUUCUUUUAUUUGAAUACAAUAAGGAUCUAUCAUUCUAGUCAUUCUAUAACACGCGUAUUGACUAGUUGUACUUUACCUUAUUUAUUUAUUUAUUUGUUUUACUUCCACAGGCCAAAGUUGACAUUAUAGUCGCUUUCAUGCACUAUGGUAGAGAACUCGCUUUAGAACCCUUCCCCUCCCAAAAGCGCAUAAACAAACACCUGAUGUCUCUUGGGGUGGAUAUGAUCAUUGGAACUCAUCCACACGUUCUUCAGGAUCACUGUCUUCACGAUAAUAAACUUAUCGCUUACAGCUUGGGGAAUUUUCUUUUUCAUACUAACCAACCACCAAGUGCUGUUGAUCCGGUAACGCAUUCAUAUGGUUCAACUAGUGACUACAAGUACCUCUUGACUGAAUGGAAAGGCCGUGUGGGAAAAUGUUUGGGUGGUUGACUUGACGUAAACACCUGGCCGUGCUCGAUCCUUAUGACCUCUCCCCAAAUAUUUCAGUCUUUCUCGAGUAUGGGAAAAGGAAAAAAUAUGAAAGUCUCGUGUAAUGAUUCGAAACUCAGACGUUCCUAUUUAACACCGAACAUCCAAAUAAAAGGAAGGGAACUCUUCGGCAAGCCGGGCCACACUAAGUUCAUUUUUGGGAAACUAGCUUCGAGGAUACUGCUCAGAUCGGCAAUAUAGAAAGCAGCUUUUUUCAUGUAAAGAUGUGGUAAUCAAGGAGAAAGGCUUUAAACUCGCUUUUUGGAUAAAUAUUUCAAGAGAUACGUUUUACCUCUACCUAUUGCUAUAUUCCAAAUAGAAUUACUCUUUCAAAAUCAUCCAUAAUUUUGUCAUUUCUUCGUGUUCAUUUCCCUUUUUUCCAUACUUCUCCCUCUCUGUUUUCUUUCCUUUUUCGUUUUUUCGUACUUGUGUGUUUAUCGUUUAUUUUCCUCGCUCCUACUUGGUUUAUGUUUGCAAGCUUGACGAAAUCCUCUAACGGUACUUCCAAGUUUCUAUAUCCAUGUUCAAUUUCUUUUCAGAACGUUUACGGAAGAUUUGGCGAGAAACCCAAUAAAAAAUUAAUUCAGGAAUAUGAGCAGCUUGCCCUUGGGAACUGCGACGCGUUGAAACUAUCCCGGAUGCUUAAAGUCACCGUUUCAAGGUAUAGUGCUACUUUGCAUCUUAUUUUCCAGGGCUUCUUUAAACCACAAUCAAAUUUUUCAUCUUCAAGCAUUAACUUAAACAAAAAGAAAGCAGUAGUUUGAAAUCUGAAAGGUGCAUUAAUGUUAGGUGCUAUGAAACCUUUGUCCAUGAAGAGAAAUCUGAAAAAUAAGUGUAGGGAUUAAAGAGCGAUACAGGAAGAGUGAGAAAAUUAUGAAAAAGGUGAAUGAUUAGUCAUUAUUGAAAGGCGGAUAUGACUGACAUUCGAGAGUCGAAGAAGUUCUUUGGAUGUUUCACUUUAGCAGUCUAUGUCUGUAAGAUGUUGUCAGAUAUAGGCAGUGAAAAUAAUCAUCAAUCGUUGAUCGGACAUUAUUUGAGUAUAUUGCGUUCGAAGGAAACAAAUAACGUUUUGGUUAAUAGGGUUGUUUCAGUUAAAAAAGUGCCAAAACUUACUUUUAAGUAAUAUAACAGGGCUUUUUUUUUUUUAAUCGAGUGUCAAAUUCGUGAAUACAUGCACAGAACAAACUAGUUUUUUUGUGAUACAGAAAAAUAUAAAGGUAAUAAAGAUAUCAUACGAAGAAAAAAAAUUGUCUGAAAACGAGAGAAUAUGAAUAGUUGAUAUUCUUUAGAUGAAAACUGGCAAAUGGAUCUGGAACAAUAGCUGAGAUGUAAUAUGAGACAGCAGUACUCUGGAUGUCUAUGUACAUCUCACUGAAACAGCGUGUUUUCAAAAACAGCGAUAUUUUUAAAUGAGACUUUCUCGCGAUUUUGAUCGGAAUAAUCAGUUACAAGCAAUCAUUUUCAAUAAGGAGAAAAUAGUUUGUAUAUUUUCAAUUUCUUUCAGUUUCAUUCAAUCAUCUCUCUUUAUAGGAAAGGAGUAGUGGGAGCAAAGUAUCUUCCACUGAAAGUCGCUUUCGAUGAGGAAAAUAAGCGACUGCACCCUGAACCCACAAAGAACGCAAAAUGGAUCACUGUAUGCGGAGCUGAAGAUCAACAUUGUAAAUGUCUCAAGAAUUAG
Molecule: messenger RNA, 5021 nt
Organism: Pocillopora meandrina
Lineage: Eukaryota; Metazoa; Cnidaria; Anthozoa; Scleractinia; Pocilloporidae
Source: the annotation of a GenBank genome assembly